UGGGCUGGGUCACAGAGGAAGCAUGUCAGACCAGUGAGACAGCACAUACACAGAGCAGUUGGAAGAAGCAGAGAGACAUACACUCUGUGUGCAGUGUGAUUUAGCGUGUGUGUGUGUUACUGAGUAGUGAUGGUAGCAGAGGAGGUGGUGGUCUCUCUCUCAGGAGGGGCUCCAUGGGGCUUCAGACUGCAAGGAGGAGCAGAGCAUCAAGCACCACUGCAGGUUUCCAAGGUGCGACGGCGCAGUAAGGCAUGCAGGGCUGGCCUGAGGGAGGAGGAUGAGUUGGUUGCCAUUGGCGACCGUGUGUGUGCCGAGCUCAGCCACGCUCAGGCCAUGACCCUCAUCGACUCCCACCGGCACACACUCAACCUCAGGAUCAAGAGGUCUAGGUCUGGGGUCCACACUGUGGCCGUGUCAGGUCGUACACCUACACAUAUAGCUACACACACAUACACACCCACACACCCCGUUCUCUCCCCCACUGACGGGCCAGCCUGCCUCACCAUCACCUCCCCCCCUGACAGUGAGGCCUACUAUGGAGAGACGGACAGUGACGCGGACACACACACACACACACACCGCCGUCAGCGACGCACACCUCCACAUACACGCUCUCCAGGUCGCCAGCAGCAGGAGGAGGAGACCUCGGAGUUGAGCGGGGGGACCCGACGGGGGGGAAGAGAGGCGGAGGGAGAGGGAGACAGUGGUUUCCAGGAGGCAGGGUUGUGUGUGGGUCUGGCCUGCUCACCCCUGGUGUCUCCAGAGCGGGCUAAAGGAGCCAUGAUGCUGGGUUCCAGCCGACAGAUGGUUCCCAUGGUGGGCGCCCAGCUGACCCCACUCAGUGAUGAUCUAUCUACUACGUACAAGGACAAGGCCAGGCAAGCCAAGCUGCAGAGAGGAGAGAGUGCGGUAGAGAAGCAGGUGAAAGAGGCUCGUACUAAAUGUCGUUCCAUCGCCUCCCUGCUCACCGACGCUCCGUACUCCAACUCUAAAGGAGUUCUCAUGUUCAAGAAGAGACGCCAGCGUGCCAAGAAGUACACCCUCACCUGUUUCGGCCGCGCGGAGGGGGAGGUGGGUCCUGAGACUGGGGGAGAGACGGAGGGAGAGGAGGAGGAAAGGAUUUCCUUCCUAUCGGGUUCAGAGGUGGAUGAAGAGGGCUUCGCUGGAACCUUUGACCCCACCUGGGACAGCGGAUACCUAGACCUGCUGGAUAGGAGGAGCUCCGCCUGUCCAUCCACCUAUAACUCAAGGUCCCAAACACCAACCAAUCACAGCUCAGGGUUGGAUUCCUCGGCUUAUCAGAGCCCAGAGAUGAAUGUGUCAAUCAAUCAGGGCUCUGUGACGAAUGCCCCUGCCUAUCAGAGCCCAGGGCUGGACUCCAUUGCCUAUCAGGGGAAAGAGACGGAGCAGUAUGAGCAGCAAAGGAAAAUGGCCACCCAUGUCGCCUAUAACCCCGCCCCUAACCCCGCCCCUAACCCCUCCCCGGCCGCAGGUUUGUCAAAUGGGGGCCCUGUAGGGGUGAGUCGAGCCAGUGUGGUUCUGACCCUCCCCUCUCACACACCUAUCCUCCAGCCUGACCUAAACCCUAACCCUAACCCUAACCCGCCUGGAGGGAUCCAUAACCGCACGGCAUGCCCCUUCACCUCAGGCCUCGCCCCAUCUCGCCCUCCAGCCACCCCUGUCAUCUUUCGACCCGUCCAGCCCACUCCUGCCGUAACAAUGGUUUCCAAACCCACCGCUGCGGUAUCCAUGGUGACCAUUGCCCCUCCUCGCCCUUCAGGGGGGCCCCAGGCAAGGAGAGCGGUCUCCAGUACCUCGCUCUACAUCCCCCCUAGACCUGCUGCAGCCAUCCUUUCUCCUCCUCCCUCUGUCCUCUCUCCUCCUCCUGUUCUAUCUCCUCCCUCUCUGGCCUCAGCUCCCUUCUCUCCUACCUCUCAACCUUUCACUCCUCCCUCUGUCCAUAUUGCCACCUUCUCUCCCUCUUCUGCCUCCUAUUCUCUUCCUAAUCAUCCUCCUCAACCCACCCAACACUUCUGCUCCUUGAGUGCUCCUCAACCUUUCUCUCCACCUCCUCCUGCCCCCUCUCAACACUUCUCUGCUCCUCCUCGACAACCUUUCUCCCCUCCUCCUGACGCCCCAGUCUAUCCAUCCUCUGCUGUGGCUGCCCAGCCCUUUUCUGCUCCUCCUUCUCUUAAUCAAUCCUUCUCUCCUUCCUAUCCCACACCUUACUCUCACCCACCCCCCCUUGCUCAGACCCAACCCCCUCCUCCCCUGACCUUCAACCCCUAUGUUGCCAUAGCGACCCCCUCCACUGCCCAGCCCCCAUCCUCUGAUUCACUGUCCUCCCGUGAGCAGCGUAUCGCCGUCCCCGCCUCCAGAACAGGCAUACUUGCGGAGGCACGUCGCCGCAGCAACAAGAAGCCCAUGUUCCGUCCGUCUGUGGAGAACAAGAAGGACGUGUCUCCCAACCCGGCCCUGCUCGAGCUGCUCCAAAACCCGGACGCACCAACCAGGAUGGGUCCACGCCCCGGUCCCGGUCCCGGCUCCAUGGGGCCUAGUGGAGGAGUGGGAGGUGUGGAGACUGGAGGUGAGUCUGGCCCUGAAGAGGACUGGUUGAGGCUGGGGGCCGAGGCCUGUAACUUCAUGCAGGCCCGGAGAGGCCCCAAGCCCCCUCCUGUGGCCCCUAAAACGCAGGGCCCUCCACAGGUACCCCAGUUAGCGGGGAAGGGGGGUCAGCUGUUCGCCCGUAGGCAGAGCAGGAUGGAUCGCUAUGUGGUGGAGAGCACCCCCUCCUCACCCCAACCCUCUCACGGCCACCCCUGCCAGCUCUCUCCCACCCCCUCCCUCCCCUCUCAAUUCAGAUACUCCUCCAGCUGCAGAGCCCCCCCUCCCAUCAGCUACAACCCGCUCCUCUCCCCCUCCUGCCCUCCCCAGGCCCAGCGCCAGAGGGUGGGGGUAGCAGGGCAGGGUGGGAGCCCAGCGGGGCAUAAAGCCGCUCCUGGGGGUCAGAAGGCUCAAGGCAUCAAGGCUCUGGACUUUAUGAGUCGCCAGCCCUACCAGCUAAACUCCUCCCUCUUCAGUUACCGGGGCGGGACUCCCCAGCAAGCACAGGCCUAUCAACAGCAGCCGCGCAUGAUGGGCGGCUCCUACGGGCCAAUCAAGACGCCACGUGUGUAUGAGAUCAAGCGCUUCUCCACGCCACCUCCCACAGGCCCCUCCCCUACGAUCAUUGUCCCACGGUCAGCGACCACACUGGGAGAACCGCUGUGGAGGUCUGAAAUCAUUUCCCCUCUGCCCACAUCCACUUCCUGCUACCAAUCCCCCUCUAACACCCCCUACCAGCCUCAGCCCCAGUGGGUCCCUCCUCCUCCAGCCCCCACCGCCCCCCUCCCUCAGCUCCCUAGCUUCCCCUCUGCCCAUGUCCCUAACCCUCACCCCUACCCUUCCGAGCCCCAUGCCCCUCAACAGGGUAACAGGCAGUUUAAGAGUGCCCCUGAUCUCAGUCCUCUUGCCCACACCCCACCUCGCCCCGCCUCCACCACACCCUCCAGAGUGCCUCGCCCCAGAUUCAGCACCUCUAACCUGGGUCUGCAACCCAGCGUCUGGCGCCCCGGAUCCACCAUGCACUGAGAUUGCAGGUCAUGGAUUGGCACGAAGUGACAGGAAUAUAAAUCCCCCCACAUUCUGUUGUGAUUUUGGUUUUUGGUCUUUGUCACGUCAAAGAAGAUGUUAGUAUGGUGCAUUGCAGGCUUUUAUUGAUUUCCUGUUUGGGCACUAUUGCAACUCUUGGAUCACACCACCCAUUUCAUCACUUUUCUUCUUAUGAUCAUUUGACCAGCUCUAUUUCUCUUCGUAAAAAAAUACUGUUUGAUGUAUAGUUGAUACGCUUUGUUGAUAUAGUUGAUAUGUAUAAAUAUAUGAAUGUAACAUAAGUAUUUAAUGACAAUCGGAAAGGAAAAGGGUGAUCUAAAAUGAGAAAGACGUGGACAGGGAGAGAAAAUGGGACACGAUGUGAAGUUUAAUAAAGUUUAUUUAAAGCGAUGGGGUCGACGGAAUAGAGGUGAAAAUAAGGAAUGAAGUUGAGUGAUAAACUGAUACAUGGAGGAUGUGCUAAAGACAAGCCUGUGGAACGAGAGAGUGAGGGAGGAUGGAGAGGAGAGAUAGAUUAGAGGAGAGAUAGACUGGAGGAGAGAUAGAUUAGAGGAGAGGAAAUAAGAGUCCUCUCUAAGAGACAAACUGUUCGGUAAUAUGCCGAUCUGUUAAAGACUAGGAUGGACUAUAUGCCUGAUGUGUGCUGCCGUUGUGGCUUUAGCUCGGUGGGCUAACACAGUCUCGUGGAGUGAAGACGGCCCCGGUUCAAACCCCAGUUGGUCACAUAAAGGCCUGAAUCUGAAAUAGAGAUCUGACUCCGCUACAACUAUAUUGUCAUGAUUAUUGUGAUUAUAUUCUUAUUCUGAAUAUUAUAAAAUAGCCUGUUUUUUUUUUUUUUUGGGGGGGGGCUUCAUAUGAUUGUGUCAGAGUAUUGCACAGUAGUACAUCAGGAUGCAUUUGUUAAAUGUUUUCCCCACUUCAUAAAGUGCAUCCUUUAUUGUUAUAAGGAAGGGAGGUGAGGGGUGGAAGGGUAGGAGGUAGUGGUGAUGAUUUGUCUGAUUGUUGAUAUGCGAGAUGUUAAGUUGUUAUUCUGUGGUUCAGAGAAAUAAAACUAGAUGUGAAACUCUC
Molecule: messenger RNA, 4719 nt
Organism: Salmo salar (Atlantic salmon)
Lineage: Eukaryota; Metazoa; Chordata; Actinopteri; Salmoniformes; Salmonidae
Source: RefSeq, a predicted model, not a curated record